Tauraco erythrolophus (red-crested turaco) is the source of this 3231-nucleotide messenger RNA. Lineage: Eukaryota; Metazoa; Chordata; Aves; Musophagiformes; Musophagidae. The record is from RefSeq and is a predicted model, not a curated record.
AUGGCGUUUGGACUGGGUGCUCUCUGCCUGUUGCUAUGGGCAGUCACAGGUUCCAGUGGUGAGCCGUGCCGGGAAGGAGCCACGUACUCGGGUGCAGUAAUAUCUCCCAACUUAGAAACUACGAAAAUUACACGAGUUCCUCAUGCUCUGUCAGUGCCUGACUGCAUCGCAGCAUGCUGUGACCUCUCUGGUUGUGACUUGGCCUGGGUGUUUGAACAACGCUGUUACAUCGUGAACUGCCAACACAUAGAGAAUUGUGAACCUAAAAAAAUUGAAACUGUGAGGUCCUAUCUUACUUUUGUGCUGAGGCCUUCCCAGAGGCCAGCCUUGUUGCUAGGAUUUGAACAAGUGAUCCCAAGCAUGGUGGGACUCCAGAAUGAGCCAUCUGAGGAAGCAAGUAGUCUGAAGAAGCUGUCUCUGCUUGGAAAAGAACCCAGCCUUGAGGAGAUACCGGAAUAUAUUGAUGAUUAUAAAGAGUUGGAGCAGGACCCCUUUCAGGUGAGCAUCAAACACGAGCAGAAGGAGAGCACGGAUUAUACUGACUGGGGCCUGAUGGUGGCAGGUGAAGAUGGCUUCAACUCUUCAGUGGGUGAUGGUGGAAAUAACCAGGAAAACUUUGGUGAAAAGAAAGGGGGGGCUGAGAAGGUGGAAAGCCUUCUGAAUAAAAACAACUCUGAAUUGAGCUUUGUCAUUGAAGACUCCAUCGAGAGGUUGUCAUCCCUCCCGGAGGUUACACCGUUCCCUGGGAAGACAUCUGAAAGCAAAGCAGCUACUCAACCUCUUGCACAACCUGAUGUUGCUUUCCAAGAAGAGCUGCCUCCUUUUUCUCCUUUGUCUGACAAACUGGAUUUCUCCCCAGGUGUGUCAGAGAAAACCCAGACUCUCCCAGUGGUCCCAGAGAAUGUCACCGAAGGUGGGAUCACGCUGCUUCCCAGAGCAAAUACUGUGCCAUCUGAGCCCAUGCAGCAGUUGGUACCACCUGCUACUGCUGCCAAAGCAGAUACAGUAAAAGAACUUAUCGUGUCUGCUGGAGAUAACAUACAAGUGAUGCUGCCCAGAAAUCAGGUUGAACUGAAUGCCUUUGUUGUCCCACCACCGCCGACAGAAACAGCCUACACCUAUGAGUGGAGCUUGAUCAGUCACCCUGCUGACUAUGGAGGUGAAAUGGAGCGUGGGCACAGCCAGACCUUGAUGCUCUCUCAUUUAUCAGUGGGAUUUUAUGCCUUCAAAGUGACGGUUUCUGGUGAAAAUGCCUUUGGGGAAGGUUUCGUAAAUGUCACGGUCAAACCAGCAGCCAGAGUUAACCAGCCACCUGUUGCCAUUGCUUCACCUGAAGUACAAGAAGUUUCUUUGCCUACAACUUCUACCUUCAUCGAUGGCAGUCAAAGUGUAGAUGAUAUGAAGAUAGUGAGUUACCACUGGGAGGAAAUUAAAGGUCCUUUGCGAGAGCAGAAGGCAUCUGCUGACACACCUGUCUUGUACUUGUCUAACCUUGUUCCUGGAAACUACACUUUCAGACUCACAGUGAUUGAUUCAGAUGGAGCAGCCAACUCCACCGUCGCGUCUCUGACGGUCACCAAGGCGGUGGAUUACCCGCCCGUCGCCAACGCGGGACCGAAUCAGGCAGUCACCUUGCCCCAGAACUCCAUCACGCUCAACGGAAACCAGAGCAGCGACGACCAUGCCAUCGUCAGCUACGAGUGGUCGCUCAGUCCCAAAAGCAAAGGCAAGGUUGUAGCAAUGCAGGGAGUACGGACGCCGUACCUGCAGUUAUCUGCAAUGCAGGAGGGAGAUUAUACGUUUCAGCUGACUGUCACGGACUCGGCGAGGCAGCAGUCCACAGCUGAGGUCACUCUCAUCGUACAGCCGGAAAAUAACAGUCCUCCAGUAGCAGUGGCUGGCCCUGACAAAGAAUUGACUUUCCCAGUAGAAGGUACUACGCUGGAUGGAAGCAAAAGCCAUGAUGACCAAGGCAUUGUCUUCUAUCAUUGGGAAGAUAUCAGUGGACCAAGCUCUGUACAGAUGGAAAAUGGCAACAAAGCAAUAGCAACUGUGACUGGUCUUCAGGUUGGUACCUAUCGCUUCAGGCUGACCGUAAAAGACCAACAGGGCUUAAGCAGUGCAUCUGUGCUGUCUGUUACUGUGAAGGAAGAAAACAACAGUCCACCCCGGGCGGAUGCUGGUGGGAAGCAUGUUUUAGUGCUUCCAAAUAACUCCAUUACCUUGGAUGGCUCAAGGUCUGCUGAUGACCAGGGGAUUGUGUCGUAUUUGUGGAUUCGAGAUGGUCAAAGCCCAGCAGCUGGGGAUGUGAUCCAUGGCUCAGACCACGAGGCGGUGCUGCAGCUAACCAAUCUGGUGGAAGGAACCUACACUUUUCACUUGAAGGUGACGGAUGCCAAAGGAGACUCCGAUCUCGAUUCAGCAACGAUUGAAGUGCGGCCUGAUCCUAAAAGGAGUGGUCUGGUGGAACUGAUUCUGCAAGUUGGAGUGGGCCAGCUGAGUGAACAGCAGAAGGACACCCUGGUGAGACAGCUGGCUGUCUUGCUGAAUGUUUUGGAUUCGGAUAUCAAAGUUCAGAAGAUACAAGCGCACUCAGAUAUAAGCACCGCGGUUGUAUUCUACGUGCAGAACGGGCAGCCUGCCGAGGUGAUCAAGGCAUCAGAUGUCUCACGAGCUCUGCAUGUGCAGCUUUUGAAAGAGAAGGCUGACUUUCUGCUUUUCAAAGUCCUGCGGGUCGACACAGCUGCCUGUCUCUUGAAAUGCUCUGGCCAUGGGCACUGUGACCCCAUAACAAAGCGCUGCGUUUGCUACCAGCUGUGGAUGGAAAACUUGAUUCACCGUUAUCUGAACAACGGAGAGAGUAAUUGUGAGUGGAAUAUACUCUAUGUGUGUGUAUCUGUUUUUAUUUUGAUUGUGCUCAUGGUAGGGCUUGCCUGGCUCUGCAUCUGCUGCUGCAAAAGCAGGAAGAGGACAAAGAUAAGAAAGAAAACAAAAUAUACCAUCCUAGAUAACAUAGAUGAGCAGGAGAGGAUGGAGCUACGACCCAAAUACGGUAUAAAACACAGAAGUACAGAACACAACUCCAGUCUGAUGGUCUCUGAAUCAGAGUUUGAGAGCGAUCAGGACACUAUCUUUAGCAGAGAAAAGAUUGAAAGAGAGAAUCCUAAACCCCUCAUGAAUGGAUCUAUCAGAAAUGGAGUUUCCUUCAGCUACAGCUCCAAAGACAGAUAA